AUGACCAGUUCCACUUUGACUGUUAAUAAUUCAGACAUUAUAGGCACCCAGGACCUCUUGCCCCCUUCUCAACCGUCUAGAAGAAGAUCAUUGUCUAUGCUGAAGUUGUUUUCUUUUGGGUUCAAUAAAGAGCCAACUACUGUGGCAACUCCAAAUAAUGAUUCAUCAACUAUGAUUAACUUGAAGCCUUUAAAUGACGAUAAUAUCAAGAGUCCAUCUAGUCCAAGCUUUGUCAAUCUUAACACUAGGGACCAGGAAUCGUCUAUCAACCAUGAUGCUGAUGACUCAAAAUCAAUUAGACUUCUUGAUAUUUUGCAGGACUCAAGUCCCAAUCUAGCAGUCGCUUCUCCAACCAUGCUUUUAAACGAUCAAAAGGUAUCCUUCAAUUCUUCAAAAAGCAAUGGCAAUGGAUCAAGCAAGUAUCAUGAUAUUCUGUUCGAAUCUUCCGAGGUUAAUAUCUCAACAGGAGCAGUUAACCCAGAUCUUUCUGAGAACGACCAGGAUUUGCUGAAUAAUGAUAAGAGCACUAAGAGAUUGACUAAAAUAAAAAGUUUAUUUAAGUUCUCCAAUGGGUCGGAACUAGAUGAAUCAAGUCCUUCAAGGAGUUUACAUCUGUUAUCGGAUGCCGAUAUUCUUAAUGCCACAGACAAUCCAACCAAGCUGAAGCCUAAGAAAGAAUUGCUAACAACAAUUCGAGACCAUGCAGAUGAUAGUCUUAUCACGCAAAAUGAAAGCUAUAGUGACGGUGGCUCUUCAUUAGUUGCUGUAACAACGAAUGAUGCCCAUGAAGUCUCGUUCAGCUCACAAUUCCAUGUCGAAGAUCACUCUCAGCUUUCGAUUAUGAAACGUCUUCGCCGCAUGCGUUCACCUUCAUCACCAACCCCCGCUGCGGCUGGUGCCAUCGAUACCACCAACAAAUCAUCACAUAGAAAAGAAAGCAAAGGCUCAACUCUCUUGAAGUCUCCAACUCUUCCCAAUGAUAAUAACCGAAAUAGUCAGGGUACUGGUGAUAAUCUUAGCAUCAUAUCUUCGAAUCCGUAUUUUGCUCAUCAAGGACUACCACCUCAUUUAAUCGAUGACAAUCCAAAUGAUUAUAAUGAUGAUGCAACAGAUAAGAUUGUGGAGAAUUUCAAAAACGGUGGUAAAAGUCCAUUGUCAUUUGCGUUGAAGUUACUAUCAAACAAGAAACGCGAUUCUGUUUCUAUCGACACAACAAUAAAUGAUAAUGGUAAGAAAGAGACCCCUGUCGUAUCAAAAGCCCAAAAUUCUGACAAGGAUAGGCAAAAUUAUGGUGAAGGUGUUCCAAUCGUUGAUGACCAAGAAGAAAUAACACAACCAAAAGUUGACGAGUCCUUGGGGUUGAAAGCUCCUACAUAUGGUAAACUUAAGGACACUAGCAAAGAAGAUAUGUCUACCACAGAAACAAAAAAUGCUAAUAAUCACGGUGGAUCUCCAGCUAAUGAUAUCACUCCUCAAGCAAAGAAAAUGUUGAGACGUGUUGCCUCCGCUCCGUUGGGGUUGAAAGCACUUGUGGGUAAUAAUGAAGAAGGAUCCAUAAAUAACACACCAAAUAACAAAUUACAGCAGAGCGAUACCGAUGCAAAUAGCAGUAGUCCAGGUCUUUCUCCUUUGAGUUACAAGUUCAUCAAAUCAUUAUCUAAUGAACCAAAUGUGAUGAAGACCAAUGAACAUAUUGGGGAAUUGAAGGGUAGGCCUAGAAACAAAUCAUUUGGAAGAAUGUACUCCUCCAAUUCAAUUAAAGUUUCCGAUGUGCAAGUUGCUCCAUCGUCAUUUGAGAAAGUUAGAUUAUUAGGGAAGGGCGAUGUUGGUAAAGUUUACCUCGUUAGAGAAAAGAAAUCUAAUAAGUUAUAUGCUAUGAAGGUAUUAUCGAAGCAAGAAAUGAUUGAAAGAAAUAAAAUUAAACGCGUAUUAGCUGAGCAAGAGAUUUUGUCCACAUCAAAUCAUCCUUUUAUUGUUACAUUAUACCAUUCGUUCCAAUCCGAAGAUUACUUGUAUUUGUGUAUGGAAUACUGCAUGGGUGGUGAAUUUUUCAGAGCUUUGCAAACCAGGGCUUCUAAAUGCAUUGCUGAACAGGAUGCUAGAUUUUAUGCAGCAGAAGUUACCGCCGCAUUAGAAUAUUUGCACUUGAUGGGGUUCAUUUAUCGGGACUUGAAGCCUGAAAAUAUCUUGCUUCAUCAGUCCGGUCAUAUCAUGUUGUCUGAUUUUGACUUGUCAAAACAAAUCUCUUCUAGCAAGAAUCCCACAAUUGUAUUGAGUAAUAGAGGCAGAGGCAACAGUCAAGGAAACAUCCCAGUUUUGGAUACUAAAACCUGCAUUAAUGGGUUUAGAACAAAUUCUUUUGUCGGUACCGAAGAAUACAUUGCCCCAGAAGUUAUCCGAGGCCAUGGUCACACUGCCGCAGUCGAUUGGUGGACAUUGGGAAUUUUGUUAUAUGAAAUGUUAUUUGGGACUACGCCAUUCAAAGGCUCAAACAGAAAUAAGACAUUCACUCAUAUUUUGAAACAUGAUGUUACUUUCCCUGAUAGCAAUUCUGGUAAUGGUAAUGAUAACAAUAAUAAAUAUCAACAAAUUUCUUCAACAUGCAAAAACUUAAUUAGACAGUUGUUGAUCAAGGAUGAGAACAAGAGAUUGGGAUCUAAAUUGGGAGCUGGUGAUAUUAAGAACCAUCCAUUCUUCAAAAGUACUCAAUGGGCGUUGCUCCGUAAUCAACAACCACCACUAGUUCCUAUACUUUCAAAACUUGAGAAGAAUUCAAAUGGAGAAAUCGACGAAAGAAACUUGCAAAAUCUUGCUAGUGCCAGUAUAGAUAUUAACCAUAAAGAUGCAAAAGUGGCUACAACAGAUUCUGAUGAUAAAAACGACUGUGAUGCUGUAAAGGCUAAAGAUGAUCCAUUUGGAAACUUCAGCUCGAUGACAUUAGUUCAUGAUGGAAUGGAUGAUCCAGAUAAUAGCAUGUUAUAUGGAAGUGAGACGAGUUACGAUAAGGUGAAAUAUACCGUGACGAAGAGUAGAUCUAAUACAUAUUCCAGUGGGAAACACAAAGGGUUCUUUAAGGAGAAACAUAGUUUUAUCAGAGCUUGA
This is a messenger RNA of Saccharomycopsis crataegensis, 3102 nucleotides long. RefSeq names its product serine/threonine protein kinase FPK1 (gene FPK1). The transcript has a single exon. The record is from RefSeq and is a predicted model, not a curated record. Gene Ontology annotation, cellular component: plasma membrane; nucleus; cytoplasm. Gene Ontology annotation, molecular function: ATP binding; protein serine/threonine kinase activity. Gene Ontology annotation, biological process: protein phosphorylation. Bases 1 to 3102 code for a protein of 1033 amino acids. NCBI's taxonomy places the organism in Eukaryota, Fungi, Ascomycota, Saccharomycetes, Ascoideales, Saccharomycopsidaceae.